Messenger RNA from Radiomyces spectabilis, 1047 nucleotides. RefSeq lists its product as uncharacterized. The record is from RefSeq and is a predicted model, not a curated record. The transcript has 5 exons. Bases 1 to 1047 code for a protein of 348 amino acids. Gene Ontology annotation, molecular function: nucleic acid binding. NCBI's taxonomy places the organism in Eukaryota, Fungi, Mucoromycota, Mucoromycetes, Mucorales, Radiomycetaceae.
AUGGACCGACGAAGCAACUUCGAAUUAGGCGAGAAGAGUGGCCAGGUUCCUGUCUGGAGAAAGAAGCACGAAUUUGACGAUCCGGAGUGCUUAGCCCCUACCUUCAAGAGUGGGCGAUCCCCACAAAUGGUCUGGGGCGGCGUCAUCCACGAUCAGAAGACCGAACUGGCCCUUUUCCAAGAAAUUGGUGGCAAUGAAAGAAGUUGCAGGAGGAAGUCUGAGGACUUCAUUGAGCUCGAGCUUGGCAUCAAGAAGUUGGAUUGGCCAGCGCAAUCUGCUGAUCUCAACCCUGUCGAGAACUUGUGGCGAAAGAUGAAGGCCCGUGUCAGUGCAAAGUUCGAGAGACAUCGAGGCGGCCGUACAGGAAAGUCGAAAGUCGUCAGCAAAGAGAACGGUUAUACUGGCGAGUCACCUCCUUUUGCUGGUCCAUCCACCGCAGUCGUGCCCCGCGGUUCGUCUGCACACUCAUUCGGGACGGUCUCAAAACCGGUGAAUGAGAAGACCUUGACCGCAAGACCGGAGGAGUAUUUUGCUUACUUGUACGUCAUACUGCAAGACAUCGAACGUUAUAACAGCGGUCAACUCGGACGCGUAGGGGAAGUUUACACCGAGCCCAGCAAACACCGGGCGUAUAGUGUGAUCAAAGACUUGCCAGAGUGUGACGUCCUUAAUCGACGAUACAGGUCGCGUCUCGUGAGAAGGAUCGUUGAUGUCGUUACCGAAAGUUCUCCGGCACGAUCCCUCGUCGUAGAUCGUUUGUCACUUCCAUUCUUGCGUGUAUUCUCCCUGGUGCCAACCUACCAUUUCAGACAUGUAACCAUCGAUAUGCAGACCCUUCGAGCCAUCCUUAAUCGCAUCAACUUUCCUUCACCUCCACUCGACCAAGCCGAUUGUUCUUUGGCAGGCAUUUUCAAUUUCUGUAACAUUCGCUAUGAUAGCCAUAAUGAAGAUCUGCAAGAGCCCGAGGAGUUAUUCACCAAUGUUGUCCGUGCCGAGCGAUUGAUUUUGUGUUCGCUCGUCGAAGAUACGAAGCAUUACCAAAUUUGA